UCAGUCGAAGCAGGAGCAAGGAGAGGGCAGAAAGCGGAGAGCUCGGUUUCGGCUUUAUUAUGUUUCAUUUGAGCAGUAAUUGUCAGUCUAAUUGGUAGGACUCAUGGUGAAGAGAAAGAAGACGUCGCCUACUUCUGAAGAGCUCGAAAAUGGUAUGACACCAGGCUCCAGGGAGGGGAUCGGUGUCGAUGGGAGGAGAAAUCCGUCCAGAAAGCCUGAAGGUUGCGACGAGGAGGAGAGCGGAGAGCAGGCGAGCGAGGAGCGCAGUACAAAGGGAGACGACAGAGUGGAAAUUCUUAAUCCAUCAGCCACGGGUCUCAGCUCCGGUUCAGCCCCGGUCCUUACUGGUUCCCCGCCGAACCGAACCGGGUUAGGCUCGAACCAGCAACCCCAGACCUCCACGGAACCCGCCCCUCCGUGUCACGACCAGCAUCAUUUUCUACGAUCAAGCGUUCGACCUCCAAGCAAACGGAUACGGAAGGAUUCAAUAGGCUCGGCCAUCAAUGGACAUGGCGGGGCAAAAUCGAAAGGGGCAGAGAAUGGCUCUUCAUCCCAGGGGGCUGUUGGACAGUCGGGACCUAUGGCCAGCUCCACAGCAGGAGUGUCCAAGGCAUCCAAGGGUCAAGGGACUGCUGAGAAGGAAGAGCAAGCUGGAAACCAGAAGAGAGCUCGCCGGCAGUGGGAGUCUUGGAGCGCAGAGGACAAAAACAGCUUCUUUGAGGGGCUCUAUGAGCAUGGAAAGGAUUUUGAGGCAAUCCAGAACAACAUUGCCAUGAAGUAUAAAAAGAGAGGCAAGCCAGCCAACAUGGUGAAGAACAAAGAGCAGGUCCGCCACUUCUACUACCGUACCUGGCACAAGAUCUCCAAACACAUUGACUUUGCCAAUGUAUACUCCCGUGUGCUGAAGAAAUCUUCUCAAGAACUGUAUGGUCUUAUCUGCUAUGCUGAGCUGCGUAAAAAAGUUGGAGGGUUAAUGGAUGAUAAGAAUGUGGCAAAGUUGAAUGAACUCAUCCAGCAAGGGGCCACCACUGUGCGAUCCAAAGGGAGGAACCUGCGAAUCAAAGCACCCAUGUGUCGUGCUCUGAAGAAACUUUGUGAUCCAGAUGGAGUGAGUGAUGAAGAAGACCAGAAGCCAGUGCGUCUACCUCUCAAGGUCGCAGUUGAGCUCCAGCCACGCAGCAACUACUCUUGGGCCCGCGUUCAGAGUCUAGCCCAUAACCCUCGCCUCAGGAUGGUGGUGGAGCUCCACAGAAAAGUCUCCAGCCUAAUUGAGUAUCUGAAACAGAAGUGGGCUUACCAAGACCAGCGGAUUCUCAAGAGUCUCAUGGAGAGGGAAGCUCUAGAGGGCAGCCAGUCCAGCUCAGCCUCUCAUGGCAAGGCUCACCCGGAGGAGCUCUUUCUUUUCCCAGCUGAGAACAGCACCUUGACAACACUGCCUGGUGUGGCACGGGUGGUUCACUCCAAGGCCUCCUGCACUGUACACUGGUUAGAGAGCGGCAAAAACCGGCCCAAUGCCAAGGAACUCCCAGCUGCCCAGAUCUUGGGCAUCCACACAGCAGCACCACCUCGAGGUAGCAGCAAAACAGGACGGGGAAGCGGUGCUGUUGCUGGUACUUCGGCAGCUGGAUUGGGUGAUGCUCGUCGCACUGAACCCUCUAACCUUGAGCCAUCACAAGACAGUUCUGCAAAGGUAGAUGAGAAGAGACUGCCAUCACUUUCACUUUCUUCUCAGCAGAGUGCAGUUCUUAGAGAAGAGGGAAAUGGGGUGGGAUACUCUGAGACUGGCAAGACAUGCACUGGUGUGGAGGUUAGUAGUGGCUCACCGGUGGUCAAAACCACAGAGAAGCAGUGUAGUAGUGCAGAGAGCUCAUCCGAGCAAUGCAAAGAGGAACCCAACACCAGCACUUCUUCCCCAGAUGCUACCCAGACCCCUCUAUCAAAAGCUCUGAUGACCAGCUCAGAAGAGAGUGUAUCGCAGGGUUCUGCACCACCACCCAAGGAACGGACUGCUGAGCAGAUCAGAGAGGAGGGUUGGAGCGCCCGUGAUGCAGAGAACGUCACCCUGGCUGAGCUUUACCUGAUGUCUGGGAAGCCAGGCAAGCUGCAGCUGGAGUAUGAGUGGCAACCAAAUAUGGUUCCUAUCAGCAACCAUGAAAAUGGACAAGCCUUGGAUCAGUCUAAAUCCAAGAGGACAAACCGAGUGUUACGCUGCCUGCUCAAGCUGGUUGCCACUGAGGUCAAUCCAAAACCUCUGGCUCCAGAGAUGUGCUCCACAGCCACAUCGCCUCUCAAGGGCCAUCAGGAAGAGCAAAACCACGCCGUCACACCCCCAGGGAAGGGACCAAUCACAGGUGUCCGCAGCCCCAGUUGUGGCCGGCAACAAACAUCUGUUCGAGUGGCCAGGACACACCCACCAAACACUGGUGCCUCAGGUGGGCGUAACCUUCCUCGCGCUCUCCUGGGGUCAACUGCAGGCAGCGAAUCAGAAGGCAGCGUGUUUGCAAUACCCACCACACUACCCCCCAACAGCUCACGGCACAACAGAAUGUUCUCUCCCAACAAGGAAGCUGAGCUAGCCUUCAGACAGCAGCUUGACUCCAUCAGUAUGCAGUCAGAUCUUUUCCUCUCGAGACAGAGAAAACCUCGGAACAGACAACUUCGAAAACCCCUUGUAGUUCAGCGAACACUGCUACCCAGGACUACGGGAGACACUCCUCAACAUGUCUGCUCCUUCUCCAUUCUCUCCAACUCAUCUGCAACAGGAACUGGAUCUUUCCGGCCAAUACAUACUCGCCUGGCUCCUUCCUCCCGCCCUCCCCUCACCAAAACUACGCCUGCAGUGUCCAGCUCUGCAGUUGCCAGCCAACUCUCCAGUGCCAUUGACCUUGCUGCUAAGUCUGCAGGCAUCAUACCUGGCAGUCCCUCUCAGGAGUUAAGAUCUUCCACCAUUGAUAACAGCACUUUGCUUGCAACAACACCCAUAGUCGAGGCUGAGCCAGACACCCACCUUCUACAACAAAAUGUCCCAGAGAAUGGUCUGCCGCCUCCAUCUCCUGACGUGAGUGGUGGUGGAGACUCACUCCUCUCUCCACCCAGUGUUGCCUCGCUCCUUGACAUUUCUCUGCCAGGCCCCCCUGAAGAGGCCCUUACACCCGGAGAACCUCAAACACACAUCAGUGACUCCAUCAUUGAGCUUGCCAUCAACUCAACACACUACGGUGAGGAGGCUGCUCUCUCUCCUGCCAAGCUGGGCAAUGGUGACCACUCCAAACUGUUGGCCUCAUCUCCCUCAGUCAGCCCAUCCAGAGGCUGGAUCCCAUCACCCAGCCACGACCCCCAGUGGUACCCCAGUGACUCAUCUGACUCCACACUGGGAUGCCUACUUUCCAGUAUGGUUUCCCCUGAUAAGGGCAGGCGGACCACCCUAACCCCUUCUGGCCCCUCCAGUGGCACAGCUCUGCUUGGCCCCAGCCUCCUGGACUGCAAUUCCCAUGAUUCCUUCCAAUCCCGUGGCCUUCCUGAUGUAGCAGAGAUGGACUCGCAGCUUGCCUGCAUGAUGAGUGAGAGCAGUGUGGACUAUAUCGCUCGCUUCAAUGACCUGGCUCAGGAGCUGGCUGUGACAGAGCCUUCCAUCCCACCUCCAUGAAGAACGUAGGCUCCUGCUGCACCAAGCCACUACCAUCUGGAGGACAUGAGUUACUGAGUGAGGAGAGGUGUCUCCUCUCUCUUUUCUCUCUGCUUUGGAGGAACGACAACUCCUGAGUACAACCUCCCCAAAGCCAUCCCUGCCCUGUUUGUAAAAGUGCAAUAAUUACAGUGAACCUAAGCCUUGGUUACAGGAAAUUGGUUUCACUGAACUGUUCUUUAAGGUAAAAUGCCCUUUAAAAACACUUUAGAUGAGUAAAUGGGUUUACGAAACACAACCUCAUGUACAGGAAGAUACUAUGCCAUAUCUGAACAAAAUAUUUUUAUCAGUCUUUUAUGUCUUGUCCUGCUCUUUGUGUGUGUGUAUUUGUUUGUGUUCUGCUCACUUAAAAAUCAACCCCCAAAUGUGUAAAUCUGCCAAAAAAAUGUGCACAUCAAAUCCAAACUGGUGGCAACUGAAGUGAGUUUUCUUCUUUUUUUUUUUUUUUUAAAGUAAUGGCAGUGAUUAAAAGUUUGAAUGCAGUGAGGUUUUUAUUUCAGUUGCAGAAGCUGACCACAACACAGCAGGAGGGUAGAGAUGAUCUGUUUUUCUUGCACUCCAUGUCCUUGUGCUUCAUCAUCAUCAGUUCAGGUUUUAUUAUUUUGUGUUUUGUUUUGUUUUGGUUUUUUUUUUUUAAACCACACCUGCUUUGAAUUCAGUUUAAUCUCUACCAGGGAUGCAGGGAUGUCCAGUUCCAGGUUCGCAGGUUUUAUAUGUUUCCUGCUUUAACGCAGCUGACUCAGGUUAACGGGUCAUUAACAGGCUCGUGCAGAACUUGGCAAAAAAACAAGUUUUCGAGGAAAUAUGCUGAAUUUGAAUUGUGUUGGAGCAGGGAAACAUCUAGACCCCUUUUAGGACUAUUAUUGGGCAUCCCUGUCUUACAGCUAUACACAGAAAGGCAGCUUAUUGAUUAACAUUUUUUUUUGUUUCACAGUUCCUACCCUAAAAAUUGCGUUGAAAUAUUUUCCUGUUCGUCACCGGUCAUGUUAUGUUGGCAGCACCUAUUAAAAAUGCCUUCAUGUUAAUUCUAUUUGUCAAAACAAACAAAAAAAACCCAUCAGUAACAUUUACUAUUGCUUUUAAUUGGUUAAAUCCCAACAGUUGGACGUAUUUGGACUCUUGUUCUACUACAACAAGAAACACAAUUGUGCAGAUUUACCUCGUUUCCCUUGGAUGUAAUCCCAUAGUUCUUAUUUUUCAGAGGUGCUGAUUGCAGCCGUGUAUUCAUUCAGAUUGACAGACUAGAAAUAUAAUACUCUUGGGUAUUAAAGUAGUUUUACACUCCGUUUUAACUCUGAAAGCGAACAAGAAUGUAAUUAAACACUAAAGCCAUAGUUAACUCUCAAUUUAAGGUUUCUGAAACUUGUCGUUUUUGUAAACAAACCCCAUAACAUUAAUUCACCUUUGACCAGUGCUGGAUUAUAACAAAACACUAUAGCUAAUAUGAACAUGAUUGGCUUUUAAAAAUGUUCAUUUAACAUGUGAGUCUAUGCGAUACGAUUAAAAUUUAAAUACUUCAUAGAGGUAAUAACUAUCCACUUGCAGUGUCUUAACAGAAAGUACAUGCAUACCACAUCAAGUCCAAGCUCAGUGCAUUCAUCGUUAACUAGUAUCAGUAUGCAAUAUUGUGAACAUUUUAAAAUAUUUCUUCAAAGUUUAGUGUUUGAGAGCUUGGGUCAUCAUUCUAUAAAUGUGAUUUUUAAAAUGUUGCUUUCCUAUAAGCACCUUCUGGGUUUGACUUUGCAGUGUGAAAGCUCUUACGUUUAUACAUUUGUGAAAAACAGCUAAAAAAAACUGUCUUGUCACACUAGAUUCUUAAUACAUGGCAGGUUUUAUCUUUGAAUCUGGCAAGUUUGUAUUUUUUUUGUUUGAAGGAUUGUUUGUACAAGUGGCAAUUUCAAUAUUUACUGCUCUUGUGUAACAUAAUGUAAAUUGUUGUUUGGACUAUUUAUUAACAUUUCUGAGAAAGUGGUUUCUGUUUAACUUAAUAUUGAGGCGACAUCUAAAAAGGAAAAAAACCUGUUUUAAGUUUUCAGUUUGUAAAAGGUGUUUUUAUUCUGUGUAUAAAGAUAUAAGACUUG
Messenger RNA from Melanotaenia boesemani (Boeseman's rainbowfish), 5766 nucleotides. RefSeq names its product cramped chromatin regulator homolog 1 (gene cramp1). Gene Ontology annotation, molecular function: chromatin binding. Bases 104 to 3646 code for a protein of 1180 amino acids. NCBI's taxonomy places the organism in Eukaryota, Metazoa, Chordata, Actinopteri, Atheriniformes, Melanotaeniidae. Gene Ontology annotation, cellular component: nucleus. The transcript is spliced from 20 exons. Gene Ontology annotation, biological process: pattern specification process. The record is from RefSeq and is a predicted model, not a curated record.